Pisolithus orientalis is the source of this 1176-nucleotide messenger RNA. RefSeq lists its product as uncharacterized. The coding region runs from base 348 to 953 and encodes 201 amino acids. Lineage: Eukaryota; Fungi; Basidiomycota; Agaricomycetes; Boletales; Pisolithaceae. The transcript has 4 exons. The record is from RefSeq and is a predicted model, not a curated record.
UCAUGGUUUUGUUCGAUGACGUCCAACACAGCCUGUGGUGAAUGCCUAGAGAACUUUCCGGGCCUGUCACUUUCACACGUAAGAUGGCCGAACUUGGUACCCGCCAUCCUCUCCCUGGCGUCCUUGGAGUGCCUGCAGAGUCAAGAUGUGCCUGACCUUGCAGCGCCCUCAAAAAUGCCGUUCCCAUAGAUCUAUCUACUUCCUCCGAAUCAGUUUUAGCUUGAUCCAGUUCAGUCAAUGGACUUGGCUGAACGUAUUUAAAGCAGGUCGAGUUACGCCAUGAGCUCCAGAACACUAGAACACCUCCCCGAACUCAUUCUACUACAUUGCAACGCGUCUCAUUACAUAUGAAUCCUGUUCCCGCCAUUAACCAUCCUUGUGCGCUGUGCUGCAGACCCACGUCUAUGUGGUGCAGUCGCUGUCAGAGCACGUGGUACUGCACGCCUGAGCACCUUCAGACGGACUGGCCACGGCACCGCAGAGAAUGCGUCCCUGCCACACACGCGCAAAACUACAACAUGAUCGCCACUCCUCCGCCUGCUGAGCAGCAAAUGGUCACUGUGUCCGCUAUACUCUUUGAGCCUGAAGAAGAACGGCCUAGGAUCAUCACUGUCAAGUGCCGUCCGCCCCAAGUGCCAUCCCAAGGCAUGUGCCCUCAGCCCCUGAUUGGCAUGCAUUUCCCGCACGAGCAGACGGAAAGCAUCGUGUUAACGCAAGGUUUGAACGGUGAACCCUUACGGUUUCCUCUUCACCUGUGGUACUCCCCGACCGCACUGUCUCGAUGUGCUCCGGUCAACCGGGCAAUUUACCACAUCACGUCGGGUGCCGCUGCGAAACACUGGUGUGGAACUGUGGUCGUACUCAAGUUUAACGGAUCACGAAGGCAGGGAUACUCUGAUGCGGGGUCGAACGACCUUCCUGCUCUGUCUGCAUACUUUCUGGCAUACAAGUAAAAGUUUUCAUGUUAUUCUUAUAAUCCGCGAUCGCCUAGACUUAGAUGUGGCAUUAGCCUUUCUUAUACUAUUCUUCUAUAUAUAUUGCUUUCUGUUCGUUAAAGUUGUAGCUAUUCCCUGUUCUCCUAUCCUUAAUGUCGACUACCCAUUGACACGGUGCAAACUGGUUUUGCACGCUAACGAAUGUGAUAGAUCCGAAUGAUUGGCAACGACGUCUGACAGU